UCAUCACAGAGGCGUGAGGUGAGGGACGCUGUCUCAAGUCCAUAAAUAGUCAGUGGGACUUUGGAUGGACCGUGGAUGAGUUUAAAUUUGAGCAGGAGAAGGAAAAGGAGAAGGAGUGCCGCCUUGGUUGCAAGCUGAUACCUCAUUUGUCUCCACUGAGUCCUCCCCAGAUAGCAGCUUGGGGCUGUGUUGCGUCCUCCAUGCGUCCAUGAUUCCACCCUGGAUAUCUGCUCAAGGUCUUCCACACUGUGCAAUGUAGUUGAGCUUGCGAGCCUAAAAUGAGCAACAUGUCCCAUUGGAGCCGCACUAUGCUUGGACUUGUUUGGAGCUGCUUGACUUUUCUGUCCUGUGCUCAUUGCGCCUUCAGUGACAACCAUGUGCACUCCAGUUUUAUCUACAGGAAGUUACGCAAUCACGAGCGACGCGAGAUCCAAAGGGAGAUCCUCUCCAUCCUGGGUUUGCCCCACCGCCCCAGGCCCUUCUCUCCUGGGAAGCAGGCAUCCUCCGCACCGCUCUUCAUGCUCGACCUUUACAACGCCAUGGCCGUGGAGGAAGAGGUGGUCCCACAAGGUGCAGGAAAAACCCACAUUGCAAAGGCCCAAGGGCACUCCAGGAAGGGUUACUACAGUCCCCAGCAUGUGAGCUACUCCCGUGUGGCACAGUCCUACCGGGCGGCCCCUCUGCUGGGUCAAAGCCCGGCUCUCACCUCGACGCAUGACAACAACUUUCUCAAUGAUGCAGACAUGGUGAUGAGUUUUGUCAAUAUAGUGGAGAAAGAUAAAGAUUUCUCUCACCAACGAAGACACUACAAGGAGUUCCGUUUCGAUCUGACUCAGAUCCCGGAUGGGGAGGCGGUCACCGCUGCGGAGUUUCGCAUCUAUAAGGACCGCAGCCACGGGCGCUUUGACAAUCUCACGCUGAAGGUUACGAUUCAUCAAGUCAUUAAGGAGUUUCCAAACAAAGAUGCGGAAACCUUCUUGCUCGACUCCAAAAGGGUUCAAGCAUCUGAUGGAGGUUGGCUCGUGUUUGACAUAACGGCUACCAGCAACCACUGGGUGAUGAAUCCACAGCAGAAUUUGGGCCUCCAACUAUGUGUGGAGACUUUAGAUGGGCGCAGUAUCAACAUGAAAUCUGCCGGCAUUGUGGGGCGCAACGGACCUCAGUCCCAGCAACCCUUCCUGGUUGCUUUCUUCAAGGCCAGCGGCGUGUUGCUUCGCUCUGUCAGAGCCACCAGUGGGAAAAAGAAGAACCACAACCGCAAUAAAUCCACACAUCAACAGGAAUCAUCAAGGGCACCUAAAACUGGAGAUUUCAACAUGAGUGAACAAAAGCAAGCCUGCAAGAAGCACGAGCUGUACGUCAGUUUUCGGGAUUUGGGUUGGCAGGACUGGAUAAUAGCGCCUGAAGGCUACGCUGCUUUUUAUUGCGACGGCGAAUGCUCGUUCCCACUUAAUGCGCACAUGAACGCAACUAAUCACGCCAUUGUCCAAACUUUGGUUCAUUUAAUGUUUCCUGACAAUGUGCCAAAGCCGUGCUGCGCCCCCACCAAACUCAAUGCCAUUUCAGUGCUUUACUUUGACGACAGCUCAAAUGUCAUUCUCAAGAAGUACAGAAAUAUGGUGGUGAGGUCUUGUGGUUGCCAUUAGUGCCUGCCGUUACAUUAAUUUAUACUAUCUGGAAAAAUAAUAGAUUGGAAAACACAUCAUCUCUGGCUGUGAUGUGGUGUACAGUGUUAUUGUAUAUAGAGUUUUAUUACCUAAUUUAUUCUCAGUUCAAAAUUAGCACUGAAUACUGUGAUAUUUAAAUGAUUAGCAAUAAUUUUGUUGAUUAUGUGCUUAUUUCAAAUAAUUAUGUCCGUCGGCAUAUACGUAUUCCUUUUAAAAAGCAUUACUUUUAAGAGAAAACUGUUCACUGGAGUCAUCAUGAAAGACAUUUUUUUCCUUCUUUUAUAGAUGAUCUAAAUAUAGCAGCAAAAUAUCGGCAAAACAAUAUUCUGAACUCUAUGCUCAUGUUGAUUUUGUCAGUAAUUGUUAACUGUGGAUGUUAAAAAAGCAUACUUAAAGGAGGGUGAAAUAAUUUACAUCACAAAUGAGGGUGGCUGAUGGAAAUGUGGAGAAAAAUGAGACUUUUCUAAUGGAAACAAGCUGCAAAGAGGCAUUUUCGAUGUAGCUAUCGUCAUCUUUCAAUUCCAGAGAUAUUCUUCACCUCUUCCGUUCCAGCUCUUUUGCUUGUUUUGAACCCUUGUGGAAUUAUAAUGUUUUUUUUUCUUUUGUUUUUUUACUUAACAUUACCAAAGAUGAUGUUCCUCCAUGGCUUUUACUGUUCUCCUCUAUUUCAAUGUGAUUUUUGGACAAAGUGUACCUAAUAGUGUUGUGUACUUUUAA
This is a messenger RNA of Syngnathoides biaculeatus (alligator pipefish), 2384 nucleotides long. RefSeq names its product bone morphogenetic protein 5 (gene bmp5). Gene Ontology annotation, molecular function: growth factor activity; cytokine activity. Lineage: Eukaryota; Metazoa; Chordata; Actinopteri; Syngnathiformes; Syngnathidae. Gene Ontology annotation, cellular component: extracellular region. The transcript has 7 exons. The record is from RefSeq and is a predicted model, not a curated record. Bases 279 to 1646 code for a protein of 455 amino acids. Gene Ontology annotation, biological process: SMAD protein signal transduction.